Drosophila biarmipes is the source of this 1881-nucleotide messenger RNA. Its product is annotated as synaptic vesicle glycoprotein 2B. The transcript has 6 exons. Bases 125 to 1597 code for a protein of 490 amino acids. Gene Ontology annotation, cellular component: membrane. The record is from RefSeq and is a predicted model, not a curated record. Gene Ontology annotation, molecular function: transmembrane transporter activity. NCBI's taxonomy places the organism in Eukaryota, Metazoa, Arthropoda, Insecta, Diptera, Drosophilidae. Gene Ontology annotation, biological process: transmembrane transport.
GAACAAAGCAUGCAGCUAAACAACAUCUAAAUCAGUAUAGAUUUUGAAAUUCAGUCGUCUUUUAUUGCAUAUUUUAUAAUGUUUCUAGUUUAUUUUGCAAGGUGAACUUAUUGAUCCGUUCAAGAUGCCGUCAAUGGAUGUGGACACCGCCCUCCUAACCAUGGGUUACGGGUGCGGUCAGGUGAUAAUCUUCAUCGUGAGCUUCUUUAUCUACAUGUACGCGGUGUCGGAGUCCAUGAGUGCUGGCUAUCUCGUGAUCCUGACGUCCUGCGACUUCUCUACCUCACGAGGUGAGAAGACCCUGUUGGCCAAUUCGCUUCUUGGUGGAAUGGUGGCCUCCGGAUUGUUCGUUGGCCUCCUGGCGGACCGGUAUGGCAGGAAGUUUAUGAUCCGGGUAGGUUUAAUCGGAGGACUAGGCUUUUCGAUGAUCUCCGCCUUCAUGCCGGACCUCUAUUCGCUGUCGGUGAUGCGGAUGAUUGUGGGAAUCUUCCUCUCCGGAGUGGCCUCCCUGCAGGUGGGCUUCCUCACGGAGUUCCAUGCGCCCAAGUGGCGACCCUUGGCCGUCAGCCUGUGCGCCCAAUCGCAGAGCGCUGCUCUGAUCUACUGCCCACUGAUGGGCAUGAGCAUCCUGCCCCACAACUUCAGUGUGACCCUCAGCAGCAGCUACGACAUGCGCGCCUGGCGAUUCCUAAUGUUCCUCAUCGAGAUCCCUGGCUGGAUAGCUCUGUUGGGUAUCAGUUUGGUGCCGGAGACCCCGCACUUUCUCAUGUCCGUCAAGCGUGAGGAGAAGGCCAUUGCGUCACUGCAGUGGAUUUGCCGGAUGAACAGGAAAAAGUGGGAGGACUUCGACAUAUCGAUCACAGAAGUUCCCAGGGCCACGAUCAUUAGGGAGGGUUUCUGGAAGAACUUGUGGGACGAGAGUAUACGGCUCUUCCAGCCGCCCUACGUCGGCAAAUUUUUCCUCUGUCUCAUGCUUAUCUUUGGGAUAUUCUUUGUAUCCAUUGGAUUGGGCAUCUGGUUUCCGGUUAUCCGCAACAUGGACAACUCGGGCCAGCACCGAUUUUGCGAGCUCAUCAAUAACAACCCCACCUUGAUGAAGCGUGAGCCAGAGGUGGUCAACGGCACGGAGACGGGGCCGCCGCCUUGCAACGACGUGAUGAGCAACUUCAUCGACCCCAUCUACUAUGGCCUGACCUAUAUGAGCUGCUACAUUCUGUCCUCGCUGUUGUUGCAGUGCAUGCCGAGAAAGUUCGUGAUUGCCUUGCACAUCCUGAUUGCUUUCGUCCUGGGCUGCUCACUCAACGCCCUCAGGGAGCCGACCCUGGUGCUGAUCUUCUUCACGCUCAUGAUGGUCCUGCCCGGUGUCCUCAUCCCGUUGUCCACCUCGGUGCUGAUAGACUGCAUGCCCACCCACUUGCGAGGCAAGGCCAUCUGCAUGGUGCGAUCCCUGGCGCGUUUUGGAGGUGUCUUGGGCAGCACCACGAUUGGAAUGCUCAUAAGGGUCACCUGCGAUGUAACCUUGAACGUUUUCAAUCUCGUUUUGGCAAUUUGCGUUGUUUUGGCUAUCUUUCAACCCAAAGGACUAAAGCCUUCGUAAAAUUAUUCGUCCGCCUUGCUAUAUAGAAUAUAUCAUUUUAGGGAUUUUACGAGGCUACAUGGCUGCCCGUAGACGUAGUCGCGUCUUUUCCUGGUUGUCAAAUGGCAUUCACCUCUGGAACAUGGAAGCCUCUAAUCAGGAGAGCAAUAAAUAGCGUCUUAGGUAGUGCAAGGCCCUAUAAGUAAUUUCAUAAAUGGACCCAAACUGAUUGAAAUUCCAAGAAGCUUUUUAUUCUUGUGUAUUCUAGAUUUAUAUUUAAAUAAAUAUCUUUACUUCGAAAAACA